Molecule: messenger RNA, 2061 nt
Organism: Salvelinus namaycush (lake trout)
Lineage: Eukaryota; Metazoa; Chordata; Actinopteri; Salmoniformes; Salmonidae
Product: E3 ubiquitin-protein ligase TRIM17-like
Exons: 8
Coding region: 131-1819 (562 amino acids)
Molecular function (GO): protein binding; zinc ion binding
Source: RefSeq, a predicted model, not a curated record
AGUUUACCAGUCUUCAAAAUGCCACCUGAACUCAAUCAAGGAAAUUCAUCAGAUUGUGUUUUCCCCCCAGAAGUGGAAGAUAAUUGUUUCCUUGUGAGCUGUGUUCUGCAUACAUAGACAGCUUGAAGAGAUGGCGUCUUACAACGCCAUGUCAGAGGACCAGUUCCUGUGCUCCAUCUGUCUAGGUGUUUUCACCAACCCAGCCACAAUCCCGUGUGGACACACCUUUUGCAAGCCUUGUCUCGAGGAUGACUGGAACAGCAGUGGAGACUAUGCAGUCUGUUCUGUGUGCAAUACGAGGUUCACACCUACCCCCACCAUCCAGGUCAACAUAGUCCUGAGAGACCUUGUGGAAAGCUUCAAGGGGGCGAGUAGAAGGGGCGGUGCGGCCGUAGACAGGCCCGCUGUGGCUCCGGGAGAGGUCUCCUGUGACGCGUGCUUAGGAUAUGGGAUGACCAAGGCUGUCAAGACCUGCCUGGUGUGUAUGUCGUCGUACUGCCUGGAGCAUGAAAUGGUUCACAAUGCCCGGUUCUCCAGGCAUCAGCUGGUCAGGCCCCUGGCUAACCUGAAGAAGAGGAUGUGUUUGAACCAUGAGAGGCUCCUGGAGCGUUACUGCCGCACCGACAAGACCAUGCUGUGUGGGGUGUGUGACACUCACCAGGCGCCGGACCACCAGGUUGUGUCGAUGCAGGUAGAGUUCUUGGCUCAAAAGGCUCAGCUGACUGAAGCCCAAGCAGAGGUAAAGGAGAAGCUGAAGGCCACUUGGAAAGAAGCAGAGCAAUUCAACUCUUCAUUCCAUCACUGCAAGGAUGUAGCGAAGAGCCAGAUCCGGUUUGUGAAUGGGUUCCGACGAGACCUGGUCAGCCAGGUGGGGUGGAUUUGUGAUCGCUACAACAUUGAGGCCUGUAGGAGGGUGGAUGAGAUGAAGAGCACAGCUUCCCGUCGGAGACGUGUGCUUGAAGAUGACAUAACAGCUCUGACGAGUAGAGGUGCCGAGCUGGAGCGGCUGAUUGGCUCCUCAGACUCCUUUGCAUUUCUUAAUAUUCUUCCCUCUCUCCCUUCUGCUAUUCCAGAUGGGGUCAGAGGACAAUGCAGCAUCAACAUCCCCCCAGACCUACUGGGAAACCUUCUGAAUACCUUAAUGAAAGACAUGGCCAAACUACCUAAGAUGGCCUACUUGUCUACAAAUGGCUAUGCUCUCCCAGAGAUUGCCGUGGUUAAAGAGUUCACAGUUGAGGUGACUCCUGACCCCAGCACAGCCCACCCAUCACUCCUGUUCAAACAGGCGUCACGUGAGAUCCGAGUGGACCGGCGCAAGAUGGGCCAGACGUUUCCCCUGUCUGCUCAGCGCUUCACCCAGGUGCUGUGCGUCCUCGCCCCCAAGGGGUUCAGCAGCCACCGAGCAUACUGGGAGGUGGAGGUGGAGGACUGGACUUCCACGGCAUCUGGUGUGUGGUGCGUGGGUGUGGCAACUAAAUCCUCCAUGACAUCACGAGGGGUGGAUCUCACCCCCGAGAAGGGGUUCUGGGUCCUGGUACACCACGGGGGAAAGCUUUGGCCCUCCACCAACACAACACCUGUGGCUGUCGGAACACAAAGGAGAAUGGCACAUGUGGGUGUGUUCUUUGACGGGCUGGAGCGGCGCCUGUCUUUCUACAACGUGAAUCUCGGUCUUCACCUCUACACAUACCACCACGUGCCAACCAAUGAAAGACUCUUCCCUGUCUUCAGCCCUAAUUUCUUCAGUCCUGGAGACAACCCCGCCAACCACGUCAUGAUUGUUAGACCCCUCACUGCCACAAACCACCAACGUGGAUGAUGAUGCUCAGUGCCAGUCCAAGCCUUUUGGGGGAGAAUUCUUGUCACGAUUACUUUACUUUUUUUUGUGUUUGUCUUCUUGUCAAUUUUUUUUAUCCAGUUAAAAAAUAUCUGUUUUUAAAGAUGUCUUAAUAAAAGUGAUUUUUUUUUUUUACCUCAAGCUCCUUAUUGUUGCAUGUAGAAAACCGAUCUCUCCCUUCCCGUUUAACAGGAUUGUAUAGUGGCAUUGCCUUAUUCUCAUUU